Conger conger (European conger) is the source of this 1721-nucleotide messenger RNA. Its product is annotated as gap junction beta-3 protein-like. The record is from RefSeq and is a predicted model, not a curated record. Gene Ontology annotation, biological process: cell communication. Gene Ontology annotation, cellular component: connexin complex. The transcript has 2 exons. NCBI's taxonomy places the organism in Eukaryota, Metazoa, Chordata, Actinopteri, Anguilliformes, Congridae. The coding region runs from base 1 to 672 and encodes 223 amino acids.
AUGGAUUGGAAGAUGUUUGAAAGCCUCCUUAGCGGGGUGAACAAGUACUCCACAGGGUUCGGGAGGAUCUGGCUGUCCGUGGUGUUUGUGUUCCGAGUGUUGGUGUUCGUGGUGGCAGCCGAGCGCGUGUGGACCGACGACCUGAAGGACUUUGACUGCAACACGAAGCAGCCCGGCUGCCCCAACGCUUGCUACAACUACUACUUCCCCAUCUCGCACCCCCGACUGUGGGCUCUGCAGCUCAUCUUUGUCACCUGCCCCUCCCUGCUGGUGGUGAUGCACGUGGCGUACCGCGAGGACCGCGAGAGGAAGUACCGGCUGAAGCACGGCGAAGGCGCGAAGCUUUACGACAACCCAGGCCAGAAGCACGGAGGCUUGUGGUGGACGUACCUCCUCAGCCUCUUCUUCAAAACGGGCAUCGAGGUCACCUUCCUCUACCUGCUUCACCUUAUCUACCACAACUUCUUCCUGCCCCGCCAAAUCAAGUGUGACGUCAGCCCCUGCCCCAAUUAUGUGGACUGCUACAUCGGACGUCCCACAGAGAAGACGGUCUUCACCUACUUCAUGGUGGCGGCUUCGGCCGUUUGCAUCGUGCUGAACGUCUGCGAGAUCCUCUACCUGAUUAUCUACUGUAAAGGGGAGAACAAAAGAACACUUGACCUCAAAUUAUAAGUGGACCUCCGCUCCCCCAACCCCCCACAGUAAAUUGUUUUAUAACCAGUUACAUAAGCAAUCCUCACAAUGGAGAAAAGGUAUCUGUCAGAGUAAUGUGGCUAAGUGCCUUCUUGCCAGUAGACAGGCUCUGCAAAAGUGUUGAUUAACAUGUUGUAUCAUAAGUGUAAACAUAACAAAUGUAGUCAUUAUAUUGUACAGAUAACAUCUGUCAGGAAUGCUUGGUUAUACUCAGUUAUGACAAUUAUGUAAUGCUAAAACAAUUCCCCUGAUUUUUAGUGAACCAUUUGCAGUAUUUAAAUAUGUGCCAAGGACAUAUAUCAAGCGCGAGAUAUAACUUGUUACAUAUUCAGUCCUGCCCAAGAAGGAAACAUAAUUCCUGUCAAGUGAGAAAGUUUCCAUCUUUCCCCAGCGAGGGUUUAGGUUUUUAAUACUGCCACAUGAUGCAGAGAUGUCAACAGUCAGAAACUUUACCGGAUUGGCGAUUUAGUGGUGCCUAGCAUAAGAUCCUGGCUUUUUAAUGAGCGGAAGGUGAACCUUCUAUCUCAAAAUCCUUUCUGUGUGCUCACAAUCUGCAGGCUGGGGUCCCCACUUCUAAUUAUCCAACUAAAGUAACAGUUAUGUUACCUGAGCUUCAUUAUAUUGUUUUGCCUUCCCAUAAUCCAUCUUGAUUUUGCUGGUUUAAUAGUCCUAUUAGAUGGUUCUAGCAUUGGCUGUUCCCCAGGCUCAAGCUAGAAACCAGCAAAGAUAAACUGGACAGAUAUGUGACAUGGGUUAUUGGUAAAAUGUGUAUGUUGUUCAAGUGAUCAAAUAAACCAUUACAACAUGGGUGCCACAGGUUAAGAAAUGUUCUCUGCAAAGGCUCCUCUCAAUUAGGCUCCUCUUGAAAAAUAACACCAAGGCACUCAAAUUGGUUCAAAGGUUUUAGGCAGAUUCAGUGGCACACAGCAGUGUAUAACCAGUACACUCUGACUCCAUAGAAGUCAAAGUCUGGGAGCUUUCACACUUUGAUGAUAGAAGGUCUCUAUUUUGACAAGCCAAAUAACAUG